AUGUCAACAGCAGCAACACAACAACCUCCCAACAUCCCCCCUAGACCUACCAGGAGUCAGGAUCGGGAUCAGGCUGGCGGCGUCCCCAAGAUCCCACCUCGCCCGAUCAACCGACGUGUCCAGCGAUCAGUUUCGCCAAAUCCCGACCGCUUUGCCCCGUCACCCCUCAACGACAGCCCCUUUCUAUCCAAGAGCCCGAACUCGACACGCAACGGCUACCUAAACGACGGCCGCAAUGGCGACCCAAUUGAGCGCUCCGGCAGCGUCGAGAUGCCCUCUAUGGUCGGCGAGGAGGGCAAGGAAUACGCUGCACUGGCCGAGGAGCUCAGCUCGUCUCGGGACCAGAGUGCAUCUCCAGAACAGACGAGGACCGUUGGUGAGGACGUCAAGCUACAUGCACCAAAGCCUUCAUUGCCGCCUAUGAGCGCCAAGCAACGCGUCAUGGCGGUCACCAGGACCGAUUCCGACAAGGCGGCUUCGUUUGGUAUUGGCCGGCCUAGCAGCGAGGAUCCUGUUCCAUCGAACCGCAGCCUCAAGAAGAAGGCCAGCACCAUCAGUCAGCUGUCCACUAGCGAAAACGUCGAUGAUGAGCAGGGCAUCCCUGAGAUUGGCCAGCAAGUGCCAAUGUACCCCAACGCUGGUGACGUGCAGGCACCAUCGCCAGCUCCCGGCUCUGAGGGCUACAGGAAACACCACAAGAGGAAGAGCAGUGCUCGCGGUCUGCCUCCCGGCAGCUAUGGUCUCCAUGGCCAUGGCGUCGUUCCUCAAGACAAGCUUGAACGAGCAUACUUUGAGAAGCACCCUGAGUUGCUCAAGAAGGAGCGCCACCCUCAUCACCACGACCGCCCCUACGACUUCUCUAUGAGCAGCGACGAUCUCAACAAGAUCGUCCGCAGCGAAUCUGGUCCACAUGACGCUGCUGGCACUCCCGGCGAGCAGAUUGAAUGGAAAGCUUACGAGCAGACCACAUCCCGCAUUACUUCUCCUCGUCCGCCCUCGACCAAGCCCGAAAAGGCCUCAUCCCUCCGGCGCUCUUCUGGCCCUGAGAUCUCCGUCUCAGAUGCCGACGAGGAGAAGGAGGUCAUCCAUAUUGAUGAGCCGGAACGCCGUAAGAGCGUUGUCUUCAGUGACGAGGAGCUGGCUGAAGAUGAGGAAGAUCAUCCCUACACUGCACCGAUUAUCGCCGAAGAUGCCAAGCAUGAGUCGCCUUUUGAGAACGCGCCGGCCGUAGACCCUCCCAGGGAGCGACGUGGAAGUGCCUUUGAAAUGGAUCCACCUCACAGCCGUCCGACAAGCCGACCUUCAAGUAUUUACCGCGUUGAGUCGUCAGAGCCCAAGCCGUCUACACUCGAGGACGUCGAGGAGUACGAGCCCCUAUUCCCUGAGGAGGAGAAGAGCGGAAAGAAGCCAACCGCUGCGGAGGUGGCCAAGGCCAAGCUUCUGAAGCAGAGGUUCCCUAGCCGAGAUAUCUGGGAAGAUGCCCCUGAUAGUGUGCACUACAGCGCCGAAGUCUCAACACCUGAACUACCGGAAGAGGCCGAGAAAGAGAAGGCAUUAGAACACCCUAUGGAUAUUCCACCCCGAGAUGGCGAAACUCCUGCACAGGCUUUCGCACGCCAUCAAGAGGAGCUCGCGGAGAAGGAAUCGAAAAAUUCGGAAAGUUUCCUCCAUAGGCAACAAAAACCGACCUCUUGGGCUCAGCACCGCCUUGCUCAAGAAACAGCCUCAUCUCGCCCUUCCAUGGCUCAGAGAUUUCCGAGUCAAGAUGUAUGGGAAGACACCCCUGACAGUCUGAAGCUUGAGACCACUGUCUCGACGCCACAGCUAGAGGACUCACCCCAGCCCGAAAGCCCACAGCAACCUCAAAGGGCUGCAAAGCCCGCGAUUCCAGAGCGACCCAAACCCAAGUCUCCCGAGGAAACCUCAAAACCUAUCAUACCAGACCGGCCUAAGCCACAAGUUCCCGCUCGCCCACGCAAGGCGUCGACUUCAGAAACCAAGGAAGCUGCUGCUCCUGCUCCUAAGCCAAAGCCCGCAGUCCCCGCACGGCCGAUGGGCAGUAAGAUUGCAGCGUUGCAGGCCGGUUUCAUGUCCGACUUGAACAAGAAGCUGGGACUGGGACCGCAAGCCCCGAAGAAGGAGGAACCCGCGGCAGAAGACCUCAUUGAGGAGAAGGAGAAGGCGCCGCCACUGCAAGACGCUCGCAAGGGCCGUGCUCGAGGACCUCAGCGACGAGCCCCCGCGGCCACAAGCCCCAGCCCGGCCGCUGCGACUCGGUCAGAAGCUCCCGCGCCUGCUGAGAAGCCUAGACUUAGCUUCGCAACGACAGUGACGGUCUUCACGAUAGAUCCUGACGAGGGUAGUAUAAGCGUGACGGAGGCCAUUGCCGACUCGGAACCUCUUGUCGGAAGCGAGACGAAGGAGCCUGAACUGCCGAAGGAAGCUGAGUCAAAACCAGAAGCAAAUGUGGAGGCCCAGCCGGAAGACACAUCCGAACCGAAACAGAACGACCCUGUGGAGGAGAAGACGGAGACCCUGGCAACCAACACUGCAGGCGAGACUCUUGUGGAGGCGACUGUCGAAGAGGACAAGGACCAGACCGUGGAGCCGACGGAGGUUGAUCCUAACACAGCGAAGGAGUAA
This is a messenger RNA of Phaeoacremonium minimum UCRPA7, 2643 nucleotides long. RefSeq lists its product as hypothetical. The coding region runs from base 1 to 2643 and encodes 880 amino acids. The record is from RefSeq and is a predicted model, not a curated record. The transcript is spliced from 2 exons. Lineage: Eukaryota; Fungi; Ascomycota; Sordariomycetes; Togniniales; Togniniaceae.